Molecule: messenger RNA, 887 nt
Organism: Hippocampus comes (tiger tail seahorse)
Lineage: Eukaryota; Metazoa; Chordata; Actinopteri; Syngnathiformes; Syngnathidae
Product: kinesin-like protein KIF21A
Exons: 5
Source: RefSeq, a predicted model, not a curated record
CCUUCCUCAAAAUCGGGGUUUGAAUUUGAUUUCUUUCUGUCUUCUCUGGUGUUUUUUUUUAUCUUUUUGUGGGAACUCAAGAGUUAGGUUACCUGUCACCGGGUGAGUAAUAAGAUCUAUGUUUUGAGAGCUGCACACUUGAAGAUUUCAAAUAUGGCGGCGAGAAAUCUUCAAGUGUGAUUGAUCCCGACCCAGUGGCCUUAAUAGUUGUUUGUUUCCCGUCGUGUCUCCACCAGCUCGUUACAUGAUCUCAUUAUGUUUCUCCGUGUUUCCUGUCACGCAGGGCCCUUUAUCUCCCCUUUUCACCCUACCGUGCUUUGGACCUGCUGUAGCAUUUAUUCUACUCUCAGAAACCCACCGAAUAAACCUCCUAAUAACGCGUCUCUCCCGUUUGUAGAGAACGGGGACGAAAGCAGCAGCGAUGAGUCGAACCCCAGCCCGGCUGCAGAGGGCAGCCCGCUGCCGUCAGACGUGAUGAAGUUAUGCGGCGACUCCCGUCCGAGAAACAAGGCUCGUAGGAGGACCGCCACCCAGAUGGAGCUUCUCUACGCCACCACAGGAGAUCCGCCUUUCGACUCUCCCCCCGGAGACUUCUCGGGUCCCUUGCUUCCCCUCGCCGAGCACCAGGGCGGGUCGGCGGAUCCAGGCCGCGAAUCCCCGUCUUCUCUCUCGGCUCCCAAGGCCGGCGUCUUCCGCUCGAGGUCACCGACGAGCGGUGUUGAGAGGAAGCAGCUCGAGCGCUCUCCUCUCACCCGCAGGAAAAUGCAAGAAAAGGCAACGGCCGCAGCUGGGGAUGCCAAAACGCGAGCAAAUGACUCCAAAACACCAUCGGAUGAAUCACCUGUAUUUGAUGGCCAAAGGUACGCUUCUUUCUUCACCUUUAUUUG